This is a messenger RNA of Fragaria vesca subsp. vesca, 633 nucleotides long. RefSeq lists its product as uncharacterized. Lineage: Eukaryota; Viridiplantae; Streptophyta; Magnoliopsida; Rosales; Rosaceae. The transcript has a single exon. The record is from RefSeq and is a predicted model, not a curated record. The coding region runs from base 1 to 633 and encodes 210 amino acids.
AUGGCAGAUCAAGAAAGCCAAAUCUGGCCCUUAGCGCCGGGGAAGCUACACCAAAGAAGCGAAGAAAACCCUACGUUCAAAGCCAUACGCCGAGAGAGAAGCAACAAGUGCUUUGUCUACGUUUUCUCCGGGAUCGUCUUCUUCUGCGUCACCGUCCUGGUUUUCGCGCUGCUCGUUCUCCGAGUCAAGUCGCCGGAGAUCAGGUUGAGAUCUGUCACCGUGAAGAGUCUCAAGUACACGUCUUCGCCGCCUUCGUUUAACGUGUCUUUGUCUGGACAGAUGAGUGUGAAGAAUCCAAACUUUGGCGACUAUGAGUUUGUGCCGACCACGGUGAGUUUCUUGUAUUCAAGAGGCGCAGUUGGGAGCACGAAAGUGGCGAAGGGGUUAGCCAAAGUGAAGAAAACGGAGAGGUUGAGUUUCGGGGUUGAUCUGAGGUCGAACAAGCUGCCGGAGGGGGCUAAUACUUUGAAGAGCGAUAUAAAUUCCGGGAUGUUGAAGCUUACCGGCACCGGUAAAGUGAGCGGUAAAGUGACUUUGUGGAAGAUUAUAAACAAGAGGAAGACAGGGAAGAUGGAUUGCACCAUGACGCUUGUUUUGAAGAGCAAGACCAUCAAGGAUUUGGUUUGCAGAUAA